AUGUUGAGCAGGCCUUCUUCACCGGAUCUGCCACCCUCUUGGUUCCUGGUCUUCCUGGGGAUGGUCUUCUUCGUGGGACCUGGAUGGAGCUGCUCCUUCAGGUGCAAAUGUUUGGUUCAGGAGAAAGUUGUCUUCUGCAACAGCCGGAAUCUGACCACUGUGCCCGUCAAGAUCCCCCCGGAUUCGGAAUUCUUGGACUUAAGCCAAAACAGCCUCCGUACCCUCCACCAGGGCAUGUUCUCCCGUCUCCAAGCCCUCAAAGAGGUGGACCUCAGCUAUAACACCAUCUCCAACAUUGAACAGGGGGCCUUCAACGGCCUUCAGAAGAUCAUGACCCUCCGACUAACAGGCAACAAGUUGAAGAUGAUCCCAGAUGGGGUCUUCACGGGGCUGCCCAACCUCUCCGUUCUUGACCUGCGGGAAAACAAGAUCCUCGUCCUGCUGGAUCACUCCUUCAAAGAUCUCUUCAGCCUUGGGCAUCUAGACAUAAGGGACAAUCCUCUGGUCUUGAUUUCAGGUCAGGCUUUCCGAGGCCUCCAACAUCUGCGGAGCUUCACACUGCAAAAAUGCAACUUUACCAGCCUGCCCACCGAGGCCCUCUCCCACCUUCCCCAUCUGGUGGAGCUCCAUCUGAAUGUUCUCAACCUCAGGGUCCUCCACAACUAUUCCUUUCGGAAGCUCCAUCGCUUGAAAGUUCUGGAGAUCAAUCAGUGGCCCUUCUUGAAAACCCUGGAGUCUCACAGUCUCUCUGGCCUUAACCUGACUUCCUUGUCCAUCGUCAGAAGUAACCUGCAUGAUGUUCCUUAUAGGGCCAUCAAGCCCCUGGCCCACCUCCGUUUCCUCGACCUCUCUUACAAUCCCAUCUCCGUGAUCCGUGGAAGGAAGUUGCUGGAUCUCUCCCGUCUCCAAGAGUUCCACCUUACAGGGGGCCGACUGACCACCAUCCAGGCCGACGCUUUUGAAGGCCUCGUCCAUUUCCGUCUCCUCAACGUCUCGGCCAACCACCUGCAGACCCUUGAGGAAAGGGUCUUCCAUUCGGUGGGGAACCUGGAAGUCCUUCGGCUGGACCGAAACCCCUUGGCCUGUGACUGCCGCCUCCUUUGGAUCUUGAAGAGGCGGCAGAGGUUGAACUUCGAGGCUCAGAUGCCCAUCUGUGCUGUCAGCUCAGAAGAAGGAGAGAAGGUCUUCCGUGACUUCUCCAGGGCUCUGCCACAUCACUUCACCUGUCGGAAGUCUACCAUUGAGGAUAAGGCCCUCCAGAAAGUGGUCGUUCAUGAAGGAGAGCAGGCCAACUUGACUUGCAGCAGUGCUGGAGACCCACCACCCAUCGUUUCUUGGUUGAACCCUCAAAACAUCACCUUAGACUCAACCCACAAAGGCCGGUCAACCGUCCUUCCUGAUGGGACUCUUAAGAUUCAGUUCGCCCUCCCUGAAGACAGUGGAUUGUACCGUUGCGUUGCGAGCAACACAGCCGGCAAUGAUUCUAUGGUAGCUUCUUUGAAGGUCCUUGUUCCUCUGUUCAACCAGUCCCUGGUCUGGAAGGACUUCGGUCUGCGCAAUAGAACGGUGAUGUCCUCCCUCUUUUUCAUCCACGCCAGCAUCUGGCUGGGCAUCUUGGUCAUCGGGAUUGUCCCCUUUCUCUGCUCCGUCCUGCUCUGCUUCUCCUUCAUCUUCCUCUACAGUAGAGGCAGAGGGAACGUCACCCACCAGGUGAUUCACGCCGAGGCCCGUCCCUCCCGAGGUUACAAGGCCAUUGUGGGCCAGCGAAGAACUUCUCCCAAAAAACCACAAAGAAACUCUCCCCAAAAAGCUGAGAUGAACACUUGA
Molecule: messenger RNA, 1827 nt
Organism: Protobothrops mucrosquamatus (brown spotted pit viper)
Lineage: Eukaryota; Metazoa; Chordata; Lepidosauria; Squamata; Viperidae
Gene: LINGO4
Product: leucine rich repeat and Ig domain containing 4
Exons: 1
Coding region: 1-1827 (608 amino acids)
Cellular component (GO): extracellular matrix
Molecular function (GO): protein binding
Source: RefSeq, a predicted model, not a curated record